AAAAGUUAUUCUCACACCUCUCUCUCUCUCCCCUCUGUUUCUUUCUUUUCUUUACUUGUUCAUCCUCUUUCCUGCAGAUUUUCUUUUGAUUUAUUUGUUAUUACGCUAUCCUCUCGUGAAUAUGGUUCAAGAAAUUCCAAAGCAAGGAGAACUCUUUAUAGCCCGCUUCUCAAAAAAAUAUGAAGAGUGGCUCAAUAGUCCCAACAUAAACCAUGAACAAGUUCCCAAAAGAAACUAUCUCUCUGCAGGAACUUUGAACAAGAGAGAGGAGAAGGCAGAUGAAAAAGAUCGUGUGGAAACCAAUUCUGAAGUUCCAGACCAUGUGAUCUACGGGUUUGACAACGAGAUCAAGUCCUUGAAGAACUUCUUGCUGGAUCAGAAGGUCUAUAAUGAGUUCAAGAGUCUUGUGGUUGUCGGAGAAUACGGCGUGGGGAAGACAGCUUUAUGCAAAACCAUUUUUAAUGAUGAAGGUGUGAAGAGUGUUUACGCUCCAAGAAUCUGGGUAUCUAUGCAUAGCAAUGAAGGCCUUAGUGGGAAGAUAUUUGUGUUGAAGAAGAUCUUGAAGGUUCUUGGAGUUGAAGAUGAGCUGCUUAAACGUAUCCAUGACAAGGCAAAAGACGAAGCUGCAAAUAAUCUGGAAAAGGCAGACAAUCGAGAAGGUGGAGAAAUUGAUAGAGAAACGGCUGAAGAGAAGGAAGUCUCUGCUUUGAUGUAUGCACUUCACUUGAAUCUGAGGUGGAAGAAGUAUCUGAUUGUGUUUGAUGAUGUGCGAGAAGAAGACAACUGGAACGAGAAGCUUCAAGACGACGAGGAGAAGCUCAAAGAGGAUGACAAAUGGGGAAAGUAUCUUUCAGAUGGAUUCCCUAAAGGGUCUGGUGGAAGAGUCAUAUACACGACCAGGGAUGAGAACAAGACUCUGGCGAAGAAGCUGGUUGCAGAGGAACAUGAGAUACAUCGUCUUUGGCCUCUGACUGAUUCUCUGAGUGUCUGGAGGAUAUAUGAUGCAGCACGGAAAGAGAACGGGGAAGAGGAUCCUCCUAGGAACGACAAGAAGUGCAUAGAUGAGCUGAUGAACAAGUCUCGUGGUCUUCCUUUAGCUGUUAGAAUGUUGGCCACGCUUCUUCCCGUGUUUCUUGACGAUGAAAACACUGAGCAGAAGGGUUCAGACAACAACACCAAUGCAGAAGAAAAUGGAACUACUCAAACUCCAACAGCUUGAGAAGAUUGAAGAUCCAUUUUGUCACUGUGUUAUCAACCUUGGCUUUGUUUUCUUUAUUUAUGUUUCUGUUUCUCUGGUUUGAUGUUGUCUGUAUGUCUCUCUGUUGUAUCAAUAAUCCAUAAUUCUAAGUAGAGCUUCGUCAUUGCCAACUAUGUUCCUUCGUCUCUACCUUCUUUUUGAUUUGAAGUUUAUCAGAGGUUAUUACUCUUAAGUCUCUCGGCACUUGUAUAUAGUAGACCUUCUCAGUUUAUCAUAUUACAUAUUUUCUU
Molecule: messenger RNA, 1488 nt
Organism: Eruca vesicaria subsp. sativa (arugula)
Lineage: Eukaryota; Viridiplantae; Streptophyta; Magnoliopsida; Brassicales; Brassicaceae
Source: the annotation of a GenBank genome assembly